GAGAAAUAAAGAGCCCCGUAGGCUACUGGUGACAUCACCCCAGUCAGAUCUACUGCUGUACAGUAAAUAUCAACAAUGGUGGAGCCUGUGGGAUUUAUUGAAGCAUGGAAAGCGCAGUUCCCUGAGUCGGACCCCCCAAAGAUGGAGCUCAGGUCGGUGGGGUGCAUCGAACAGGAGCUUGAGAAGUGCAAAGCCUCCAUCCGGCGGCUGGAGCUGGAGGUGAACAAGGAGCGCUUCCGUAUGAUCUACCUGCAGACGCUGCUGGCCAAGGAGAGGAAGAGUUAUGACCGCCAACGCUGGGGUUUCAGGAAGGCCCAGGUGAACGAGGCUAGGUCCAAACCUAGACCCCCUCCAGCCCGGAAGUCAGCCUCCCACGGAGACGGGCUGGAGCUCCAGUCUGCCUUCGAGGUACCCCAGCAGGUAGAGCCCUGCGAGACAGACGGCCUCUCACCCUCCAAACAGAAAGGAGGUAUAUCCCCUCGCCGCCAAAACCCACCCCCGAACAAGGACCUACCGUCUGACCCCAAUGACAAGCUUGGCAUGGGACUGGGGGUGGCAGCGCUGAGGUCUAACUUUGAGAGGAUCAAGCGGGCCAACUCUCACUCUGCCGGGGAUGGAGGGAAGAGCCAGGAGAAGCAGCAGCCCUUCUACACCAACAUGGAGUUCCACCAUGACAGGGGCCUGGUCAGGGUCAAUGACCGAGACGUCUCUGACAAGAUCAGCACCCUGGGCAGCCAGGCCAUGCAGAUGGAGCGCAAGAGAUCUCUGCACUCCCUGCCAGGCAACCUGGCCACUGUGGCAGGUGAGCUCCGCACCCGGCCUGUCUACAGGGGGCGCUCUACAGAGAGCACCUGUGGGUACGAUGCUGAAUACGAGGAUGGGGACCCCAACCCACGCCACCCCAAGGCCAACGGGAGCAAACAGCCUCCUCCACCCCCAUGGCAACCCUCUGACUUCCAGCCUUACACCAGUGUCUACGUGGGCGGGGUGAUGAUGGGCGAGGGCGGGGGGGAUGGAAGAGGGGGCGUCAUCAUGAGGGACCACAUCGGAGAAGAGCACCACCUGACCUGGCCCCGGCGCUCCUACUCUCCCGGGAGCUUUGAGGACGUGGGGGGCGGAGGCGGCGGCUACACACCAGACUGCAGUUCCAAUGAGAACCUAACAUCCAGCGAGGAAGACUUCUCGUCUGGCCAGUCCAGCCACGUGUCACCCAGUCCCACCACAGCCUACCGCCGGCCCUUCAGGGAGAAGAGCCGCUCGCCCUCGCAGAACUCCCAGAACUCCCAGCAUUCGUUUGACAGCAGCAGUCCCCCCACGCCACAGUCCCAGAAGCGCCACCGCCAGCAGGGCCACGUGGUCAUGUCCGAAGCCACCAUUGUGAGCGUCCGCAAGACUGGCCAGAUCUGGCCCCCACUCGAUCCGAACUCCACACCGACCAGCAGAGCUUCCCAUGACAACAGUUUCCAUGGAGACCUGGAUGGUCCGUUCACGGGGACCCCUCCCACUUACGGCUACGAUGCGGACCGUGCGGAGGAGCAGAGGCACCACCAUGACAUCCUGCCCUACAUCGACGACUCGCCCUCCUCUUCGCCACACCUCAGCUCCAAGAGCCGCAGCAGCCGAGACACCCUCUCCUCCGGAUCCCUUGAGUCCUCCAAGUCGACGGAGUUGGACCUAGAGAAAGGCCUGGAGAUGAGGAAGUGGGUUCUGUCUGGGAUCCUAGCCAGCGAGGAGACCUACCUCAGCCACCUGGAGGCACUGCUACUGCCUAUGAAGCCUCUGAAGGCAGCAGCCACCACGUCCCAGCCAGUGCUGACCAUCCCCCAGAUCGAGACCAUCUUCUUCAAAGUGCCCGAGCUUUACGAGGUCCACAAGGAGUUCUACGACAGCCUGCUUCCCCGGGUGCAGCAGUGGAGCCACCACCAGCGCGUGGGGGACCUCUUCCAGAAACAGGCCAGCCAGCUGGGAGUUUACCGGGCCUUUGUGGACAACUACGAGGUUGCUGUGGAGACGGCUGAGAAGUGCUGUCAGGCCAACACGCAGUUUGCUGAAAUCUCUGAGAACCUCAAGGUGAGGAGCACCAAGGACUUGAAGGAUCAGUCAGCCAAGAACUCUCUGGAGACUCUCCUGUACAAACCAGUGGACAGAGUUACUCGUAGCACCCUGGUACUGCAUGACCUGCUGAAGCACACGCCCUCCAGCCACCCAGACCACCCCCUGCUACAGGACGCGCUCCGCAUCUCCCAGAACUUCCUGUCCAGCAUCAACGAGGAGACCACGCCCAGACGCCAGUCCAUGACUGUCAAGAAGGGAGAGAACCGCCAGCUGCUGAAGGACAGCUUCAUGGUGGAGCUGGUGGAGGGAGCCAGGAAGCUCCGCCAUGUUUUCCUCUUCACCGACCUGCUGCUCUGCGCCAAGCUCAAGAAACAGAUCGGAGGGAAGAGUCAGCAGUAUGAUUCCAAGUGGUACAUCCCUCUGUCAGACCUAACCUUCCAGAACGCAGAUGAGUCUGAGCCUCUGCCCAUCCCCCAGGUGCCUGACGAGGAGCUGGACGCCAUGAAGGUCAAGAUCUCUCACAUCAAGAGUGAGAUCCAGAGAGAGAAGCGAGCCAACAAAGGGUCGAAGGUGAUUGACAGGUUGAGGAAGAAGCUGUCGGAGCAGGAGUCUCUUCUGCUGCUCACCUCCCCCAGUAUGGCCCUCCGAGUACACAACAGGAACGGCAAGGGUUACAUGUUUCUGAUGUCAUCAGACUACGAGCGUGCUGAGUGGAAGGAGACGAUCCGGGAACAACAGAAGAAAUGCUUCAAGAGCUUCUCCCUGACCUCCAUGGAGCUACAGAUGUUGACCAACUCAUGUGUGAAGCUGCAGACUGUCCACCACAUCCCACUCACCAUCAACAAAGAAGAGGAUGAAUCCCCUGGCCUCCAUGGAUUCCUGAAUGUAAUCGUCCACUCUGCCUCGGGCCUCAAACAGAGCUUGAAUCUGUACUGCACGUUAGAGGUGGACUCCUUUGGCUACUUUGCGAACAAAGCCAAGACGCGGGUGUAUCGCUAUACCACAGAGCCCAAAUGGAACGAGGAGUUUGAGAUAGACAUGGAGGGCUCUCAGACCCUGAGGCUGCUGUGUUAUGAGAAGAGCUACAACAAGACCAAGCAGAACAAAGAGGACGGAGACAGCACCGACCGCAUCAUCGGCAAAGGACAGAUCCCGCUUGAUCCCCAGACGCUCCAAGCCAAAGACUGGCAGAGAACGGUCAUCCCCAUGACCGGGAUGGAGGUAAAUCUUUCUAUGAAGUUUACCAGCCGAGAGUUCAGUCUGAAGAGGAUGCCGUCACGGAAACCCAUGGGCGUGUUCGGAAUCAAGAUUUCCACAGUGACCAAACGGGAGCACUCCAAGGUGCCCUAUAUCGUCAGACAGUGUCUGGAGGAGAUUGAGCGGAGGGGGAUGGAGGAGGUGGGCAUCUACCGGGUCUCAGGGGUAGCUACAGACAUCCAGGUCCUGAAGGCUGCCUUCGACACCAACAACAAAGACGUGUCUGUGAUGAUGAGUGAGAUGGAUGUGAACGCCAUCGCCGGGACUCUGAAGCUGUACUUCAGAGAGCUGCCAGAACCCCUCUUCACUGACGACCUGUACCCCAACUUCGCAGGAGGCAUUGCCCUGUCUGACAGCGUUGCCAAAGAGAGCUGCAUGCUGAAUCUACUGCUGUCACUGCCAGAACCCAACCUGGUCACAUUUCUCUUCCUGCUGGAUCACUUGAAGAGGGUGGCUGACAAGGAGAGCAUCAACAAGAUGUCCCUCCACAACCUGGCCACAGUGUUUGGCCCCACCCUGCUGCGGCCUGCAGAGAAGGACAGCAAGAUCCCCACCAACCCCACGCAGCCGAUCAGCAUGGGAGACAGCUGGUCCCUGGAGGUCAUGUCACAAGUCCAGGUGUUGCUGUACUUCCUCCAGCUGGAGACCAUCCCCACGCCGGACAGUAAGCGUCAGAGCAUCCUCUUCUCCACCGAAGUGUAGAGUGUUCCACAGGUUCCCAUCAUGAAGACAAUGGGGGAGAGAGGGUGAGAUGGAGACGUCGACUCAAACUGAGUCUACAGUACAGUAUGUCCAUUUGGGAAGGUUACUGAGAGUGAGAAUGGCCUUUGCUGGACUGUAGCAGGAGAUGUAUUCUGCACUGAUUCUGGACAUACCUUGCAGAGGGCGCCACCACCCCUCUGAGAACAAGAGGGUGGACACCAAUCCUCUGUUGUACCACACAUAUCUGAUGACGAUAACGCAUUAAUACAUCACACCCAAUAGCCAGUGUGACUCUUUGUGCCUCUCUGACGCAACAUAUCCUCCUCUCCUCGCUCUGUCUCUUCGCUCUCAUGUCGAAGCUCCACAGCUUGUGUACGGUGUACGGAAUGAAUGCCACUACUGAACAUGCCUGCUGCAACCAUAAAUGAAACACUUCAAUUUGAGUCUGAUCAGCAUGUAGGGGAAAAGAGUGUCCAAGGUUUAUUUAUUUUUUUGUGCUAUUGGCUCCUGCUUUGUAGGCAGAAAAACAGGCCGAGCCUGCACAGCGUUGUGUUUAGCCUUUUCAAAUGUUGAGUUAUUUCUUAAUUCACUGCUGAAGAGAUUCAAACCGUAUGUUUUACACAUGAUACAUCAGGACCACAACGCUACGAGAGUUAUAUUGAAAAAGGAACAUCUGGGUUUCUCUGAAGACUUUUAAACAGGAACAUCCAGAGCUGUCAGGAUCACCAGUCUAUUUGUGUGUCCCAGGAAUCCACCACUCACAACAUCAAAAAAGUGUUUACAAGGUAAACAAGCCUUGGACAAAGGCAGAGACGGGGAGACUGCAACAAAGGCAUUUGUGAAAUAGGAACAGUUGACAGAAACAGAUUAUCUAUCAAUUAUAAUAAGACUGCCUACAGUUUGGACCAUAAAGCAAUUCCCCCUUUUUGUGUUCAUUGUGUUUCAAGUAGUCCUCAGCUUAAAUACCCAGGAAGCAAUAGAUGUUCUAACAUAGGAGUUUGUCUGCAUUCAUAUCCUUAGUCCGGAGAUGUCCUCAUGGUAACAUCGGAGAUCUUGCCAAAAUGAUCUGUUGUUUGGGAUAAAAUAAAACUAUUGUAUUUACAGAUACAGUACAUUAUGUACAUAAUCCUAAUGCUAUAAUUGUUUUAUUUUACUUAUUUUAACAGUGUAAUGAUCAUUGUUAUGA
Molecule: messenger RNA, 5200 nt
Organism: Salvelinus namaycush (lake trout)
Lineage: Eukaryota; Metazoa; Chordata; Actinopteri; Salmoniformes; Salmonidae
Product: breakpoint cluster region protein-like
Exons: 24
Coding region: 76-4014 (1312 amino acids)
Biological process (GO): intracellular signal transduction; protein phosphorylation; positive regulation of GTPase activity
Cellular component (GO): membrane
Molecular function (GO): GTPase activator activity; protein serine/threonine kinase activity; guanyl-nucleotide exchange factor activity
Source: RefSeq, a predicted model, not a curated record